AAACUUACAUCUGUGUACCAUUAAAUCUUAGAAAAUCUUUGCAAUUUGGAUUAUUUCAGCACUUGUUAAUUGAUCUUUGCAAAGUUCAACAGGUAACAUUCUCUUGCCUUCCUAUGGAUUUUUAAAAAAUGGUGCUGUGAAAAGCAGACAACAUUGAUUACUGAAGACAAAAGAGAGUGCAGAUGCUGGAAUCUGGAACAAACAACGGAACUUUGGAAGAACUCGAUGGGUCAAGCAGCGUCUGUGGAGGCAAAAGCUGCAUUCAGCAGACCUAUUGUGAAAGACAGGACUAUUGAAUUUGCCCAGAAAUGUAGUGACCAGAUAAGUGAUAUUAAAUACAAAGAACAAUACAUGAAGUUGAAAGGAAAGUAUACUUUUGUACCAGAUACACCUCAACAACAAUGUAUGAAAAAUGCAGCUGUUCUUGUAUCAGAGACCAAAUACAAAGAAGGUAUGAAAAAGGAAAGUUCUAAAUGCUUGUACGCCCAGAUGCCUGCCACCAUUGAUACUGUGUUUGCUAAAGAAGUUUCUCAGAUUCAGAGUAAGAAACAAUAUAAGCAAAAAUAUGAUGCAGAGAAAGGAAAAUCAAAUUAUUCCAACAUGAAAGUGCUGCCAGAUGUUAAACAUGCAAUGGAAGUCAAUAAACAUCAAAGUGACAUACUGUACAAGAAAGAUGCAGAUACUAUUCACAGUUACACAGAGAUCAUUGAUAGACCAGAUAUCAAAAAAGCGACACAAACUACCAAGUUGGUUAGCAAUUUUGCCUAUAAAAACCAAGCUAAAACAGAAGCAGCUAUGAAAACAUCUGUUAUUGGUAGACCAGAUAUUGAACAUGCAAAGGAGGUUUCGAAAAUUACCAGUCAAGUUAACUACAAAGAUAAAUUUAAUAAAGAGAUGAAAGGAAAGAGACAUCGAUUCAAUCCCCAGGAGAGUGCUUCCUUCAGACAAUUGCAGGCAGCAUCUGUUCUUGCAAGUAAUGUAAAAUACAAGGCUGAUCUUCAAAAGCUGAAUCAGACAUCAUCAAAUUUGCCCAAUUUGUUGCACUUGGAACAUGUAUUGGCAGUCAGCAAAUUGCAAAGUGAUCAUGAAUACAAGAAAGAGUUUGAAAAAAGCAAAGGUCAUUACCACUUGGCUCUUGAUACAUCCGAACAGCUUCUUCAUAAGGAGAAUGCAAUAAUCCAAAGCCAGAACAAAUACAGGGAAGACUAUGAAAAAACUAAAGGAAAAUCAAUGCUGGAAUUUACUGAGACUCCAAGUUAUGUGGCAGCAAAACAGGCACAAUGUAUCCAGAAUGAGAAAGAAUACAGGAAAGAGUUUGAUGAAUUGAUCAAAGGCAGUGUGUCUGUGGAUCUUGAUAUGACCCCAAGUUACUUGCAUGCCAAACAUGUCACCAGUCUCCUUAAUAAGAAAGAAUAUACAAAAGAUUGGGAGGUAAACAUCAAAGGAAAAGGUCUCACUUGGAUAGAAGACACCCCUGACAUGAUUCGAGUCAAAUAUGCGUCCCAUAUAUUAAAUGAGAAAGAAUAUAGAAGAGACUUGGAAGAAGAUGUAAAGGGAAAAGGACUCACUCUGUUGGAAGAUACACCAAACAUGAUUAGAGUAAAAAAUGCAUCCCAGAUUUUAAAUGAGAAAGAAUAUAGAAAAGAUCUUGAACUCAAAAUCAAAGGCAGAGGAAUGCAUGUGACUUCAGACAUACUUGAUAUUAAACGUGCCAAAAAUGCAUCAGAAAUUGCCAGUCAGGCAAUGUAUAAACAGACAUUAGACUUGGGACAAAAUAAGUAUGGAACUGUAACAGACACACCAGAGUUGAUACAUGCUGCACAUGUAAAAGACAUUUACAGUCAGAAAAAAUAUAAAAGCGAUGCAGAAAAGAUGCUAAGUACAUGCACUAUAAUAGCAGACUCUCCAGAAAUAGAAAGAGUUAAGAUCAACCAAAAAAACCUUAGCCCGGUGCUUUAUAAAGAAGAGAUUGGUGCUGGUACAGCAGUAAAAGAAACUCCAGAAAUGAAACGCGUUAAAGAAAAUCAGCAAAAUAUUAGUAUGGUAAAUUACAAAGAUGAAAUUGGACAAGGAACAGCGGUUCCAGAUCUUUAUGAUUUAAAACGUGUCAAGGAGAAUCAGAAGAACAUCAGCUCGGUCCAAUAUAAAGAAAAGGUUGGCACAGGCACAGCAGUCUGUGUUACUCUUGAGAUGGAGCGGGCUAAGAAAAAUCAGUCAAAUAUCAGUUCGGUGCAGUACAAUACUGACCUGAAGGAAAUGAAAGGCAGACCGGUUCAGCUUUUUGACACUCCAGAAAUGAGACGUGUUCGUGAAACACAAAAUAAUAUCUCUAUGGUAUAGCUGAACAAGUUUUCUAACAGCAUUGUGUAUGAAGAUGACACUUCAAGUCUGUUACCAACUGUGUUUGAUAAUUCAUAAUGAAUUUCAUUAGAAAACUAAUGGAAAUCACAUACUAAAUUUACACUGGUAAAUGAA
Messenger RNA from Pristis pectinata (smalltooth sawfish), 2475 nucleotides. RefSeq names its product nebulette-like. Lineage: Eukaryota; Metazoa; Chordata; Chondrichthyes; Rhinopristiformes; Pristidae. The transcript is spliced from 23 exons. Gene Ontology annotation, molecular function: actin filament binding. Gene Ontology annotation, cellular component: Z disc. Gene Ontology annotation, biological process: cardiac muscle thin filament assembly. The record is from RefSeq and is a predicted model, not a curated record. Bases 226 to 2340 code for a protein of 704 amino acids.